This is a messenger RNA of Lucilia cuprina (Australian sheep blowfly), 738 nucleotides long. RefSeq lists its product as uncharacterized. The coding region runs from base 177 to 689 and encodes 170 amino acids. Lineage: Eukaryota; Metazoa; Arthropoda; Insecta; Diptera; Calliphoridae. The record is from RefSeq and is a predicted model, not a curated record. The transcript is spliced from 4 exons.
UAAUUGUAAACCAAAUUAAAAAGCUUUUAUUCCAACAAAUGACCUAAAAGUCAAAAGUCCAUACGAAAAAAUCCUAUAUAAAGAAAUAACAAAUUGGAAAAUAAACAACAUUAUUUGGGAAUACUACGACGAGUCCAACGAGCACCAGUUCUAAAAUAUUUAAAAAAUAAAUUAAAAUGUUUCAAAAACAAGUUUUAAGUUUAUUAUUGGCGGCUGCUGUUAUUAAUGUGGCAUUGGCUUGUAAUGGCUACAAGGCCCGUAUAAUAAAAGCCGAAAAUUGUGCCGGUCCUGAUGCUGUUAUAACCAUCGAAGAUGGUUUCUCAGUGAAAUUAAAUAAAAAAUGUGAAAUUGUACCCACUGGCUGUGUAAUCAAUAAAGCCUUCACCACCGCUUCCUCUAAAUACAAGGUCGUCAAAGAUGGUGUAUUACUGAAAGAGGGUAAACUUGAUAUGUGUUCUAUGGCUGAUCAUGCUACCGGAGAAGUUAAAGAAUAUCUGAAAUUAUUUGGUGCUCCUGCUUCAUGUCCCGUUGAGGAUGGCAAAGUUUGUGCCAACGAUCACACAGUUGAUCUAUCCAAAUACAAAGCACUCUUGAGUAUGGCACGUGGCAACAUUGUUAUCGAUUCAGAUAUUGAACAUGACACCGGUAAAUCGUGCUUCCAUGUUGAAUUGGAAAUUACUAAGGGUUAGACGAAAUAUCCAUUUAAUAAAUAGAACAGUUUAUUUCUUUUAAAAUUUA